GACUCUCCCACGCUGCAGUCGGUGGCUCUGGCCGGAAUCAGACCCGGAAUCGGAAUCGCAAUCGCUAUCGGAAUCGCAAUCCGAAUCGGAAUCGGAAUCUUGCCCGGAUUGCCAAGCGGACUGGGAGUGAGAGCGUGUAUUUUUAGUGCUUGCGUGCGAAAUUUUGUUGGUGUCAAAGUUAAACAAUUUACGUGAGAUAUACACACGCAAAGUGCAAGGACAGGCCAAGAAGAAGCAGCAGUAGGAAAAGGAUAAUUGCAACAGCAACAUACGAAGCAAACGAAGCAACUGCAACAGCAACAUUUGCUGCCUGUGCAGCUACCACAGCCGUCGCCGCCGCCAAGUUCAAAAUCAACGCCUGACAAUGACAAAGGCAGCAGCAGCAACAGCAACAGCAGCAACAGCAAUAACAGCAGCAACACCUAUCAAAACAGCAGCAGCAGAAGCAGUUGCAACUGCAACUGCAACCAAAGCAAUAACAAUCAAUGGGCAGCAAACGACAUGGCGACGUCAACGAGGCUGCACAGCAGCAACAACAGCGGCAACACGAAACAUGCAGCAGCAACAACAGCAACCACAGCAACAAUUGCAACGCUUGAAGGCGGCCGGCCGACUGGGGGCGUGGCUGCCACCAAUGACGUCGCUGUGGCGGCUGCCAACUGACUAUCUCGCCCAGCUGAUUUUGGCCCUUUGCCUGCUGGGCUGCCUCAGCCCCUUUACAGCUGCACUCGAGGAGGACUGCGUUGACUUUCAGGGCAACAAGGUGAACCACGGAAUGCUCUAUGUGCCGGGACCAGGAGUCUGCAGCCUCUGCGUCUGCUAUCACUCGGAGCCACUCUGGUGCAAGGCCAUCUACUGCGAUCCGCCCUACUUUUGCAAAAACUUCCGAGUUGGCGAGCGUUGCUGUGAGUUCGAGUGCUUGGAUCCGCCCGGCGAGGACAAACUGUACCAGGAGCGCAUGCGAAAGAGGGCCGAGAUAUUGGCCGGCAACAGUACAGCCUCGAAUGUGCAACUCGCGCCGAUUGCCAUGUCCACCAUAAUGCUGGGUUUCCUGGGCAACAGCUUGCUGAACUUAUAACUUGAAGUCAAAUAGCAAAAUGGCAACGAUGGAGCAGAUCAACGCAAGGCGAAGCUAAAUCACAACAUUCACAUUUUUGUUGCUCCUAAAAGCGUAGGACACACUCACUACCCCACAAAUUAUUACAGUGUAAUAGUAAUAGGCGAAAUGCAAAUGAAAUCAGGCCACGUAUCUGUGGCCAGCAAUUGAGUGGAUGCAAAGAUGCAAAGAUCCAAAGAUGCAAAGAUACAAAGAUACAAAGAUGCAAAGAUACAAAGAUGCGUAGGUUUUCACUUAUAUCCCCAGACUUCAAAUAGGUACAAUAAUACAAUUUCAAAUGGACAUAUGGAACAGGAAACAGCUAGGGCAUGGAAAGUCGCCCCAAUUGCAGAACAUAUUCGAGUACUUUCAAUGUGAUCCGUAUCCGAAUCCGAAUCCAAAUCGAAUCGGUAUAUAGCCAGCAGAUAUAUAGCAUAUACACUUAUGUACAUCUACCUAAGUUUAGAUGCGUAAGCAAGCAACACCAAGAACAACCAAAACAAACUCAUCAAGCGAACGUAUAAGACAGUCUCUAGCUCCUAAGACUCUAUAGUAAAAAAGAAAUAUAUAAUAUAAUAUAUAUAUACACAGCUAUAUGUAAGCGUAUUGUACAUACGAGUAUAUAGCUCAGUGUAUCGGAUCAAAAAUUGUUGAUUAGUGUUUAGCUAACUGAAUGAGGGCAACUUCUUCUAGGAAGAUAGGUUUUUUUUAAUCCAAUAAAAAAUGUUCACCUAUACACACACACCACAGUUCACCACAUUAGCAACUGCAACUAGUACAUUUUUUUUUAUGGAGCUGUCAGCUGUUAGUUUCGAACUAGAAAUUAAUUGAAAACUAUAUAAUAGUCGGGAAGAAAUCGUGGGAAACGAUCGUUACAUUGGCAUUGGAUUUAAAUGCGAAAACUUGACAGCUCUGGUUACUUUCUAACCACCAAAGAAAAAACACGUUAAAUAUUUCUAUGAAUGGCGGGUAAGGGCGAUCGUAGUGAAGGGUAGUAAAUUACACAUAUCUUGGCAACAUUUUUUCCAAAAUAUUCUAACACGAAUGAAUCAUUAACUCUCUUGCAUUGGUGCUAAUUUUAUCGUAGGCUAAAGAAAAUCAAAUUUAAAUCACACACUCCUCAAUUCGCACAUCACACUCCUCCCAAUCAUGUUGAAUCCAAUUCUCUUUAACAAUUAGGUAAUGUAAUCGAAAGCAAAAAAAAAUAAAUAACAAAAAAAGUGUAGUUAACCAAUUAAACGUAAUGAAUCUAUGUUUUGUGUAAGAAAUUUGAAUUUGCCCAAGGUAAAUCGAUUAACGAUAUAAUAAAAUAAUACUAACUAACUAACUAACUAACUAAUAAAAACCAACUUCUAUGUUAGCUCGCUGGAUAGGUUUUCCCAAUCAUUUUCCCAUUUAAAUCAAUAAAUCAAUAACAACAAACAAAAACUAAAUUGGGCAAAGCUUAGUAGACAUGUAGGAAAUCCCUUCAAGAGUUAUAGAUCUUGUUUCAACUUUAGGCUAAUCUAAUGACUCUGCAGCCAUCUCCGUCUCUUUCUACUAUAAAAUUAAUUAAAUAAAUUAAACCUAUGAAUGUAGCAAAUAACAAACUAGAUAUAUAGCUGGACCAGCAGGAAAAACGUGAAAUUCAAGUGCAGUCGAUGAAAAUCACAAUCCAAAAGGAAGUUGGUCAACAUUUUCGUUUUUCACUUGACAGCACAUCAAAGCAAAUUACAUUUAACAAUAAACUAAUAAUAAAUAUAUUAAAAUGCGGGAUAUCCGAGCAAAAACGUGGAGUACGGCUGUGAAAUUAUGUUUGCUUUAAAAUGCAUAAACGCAACUGUAAAUAUUAUAAUGAUCACUAAAGUAUAUAAAACAAAAGUAUAUAAAAAAACAAAAAAAGGAAAAAAUUUAAAUCAAGAAGAUAAGAAAAGUGAAGAAAAGUGAAAUGAAGCUCAGCGAGACAAGAAAAAUUAGACGAAGGAUAACUAAUUAACUGAAUGUACAAUUCAAAAUGCCACAACAUCUGACCAAUUAUGAUCCAUAACAGAUAAUAUAUAUAUAUAUACAAACAGAUAUGUAUACAUACAUCAAUCCAAGUAUCUGAUAAGAUAAAUGACAAAUUUUAAUUAAGCCAGUGUUCGGAAGAGAAAACGAUGAUGACAAUGAGUAUGCAUAAUGAGAAUGAGAUUCAGAAUGAGAAUGAGAAUGAGAAUGAGAUUGAAAUUGAGAUUCAAAUUAAGAUUGAGAAUGGCAGAUUCGAAGCGCGCUUAAACAACUUUUAACAUAGACUCAACUAACAAAUGCAAAUUGGCUUUAAUUAACAACUAAUAACAAAGAAAUCACACCACGACUAAUAACUAUAACCUAAAGCUAUUGAUAUUGAAAAAACGUAUUUGAGUUGUUUUCGAACGAUUUUAGUUCUAGAUAGCAGUGUUGUGAAACAACCGAAAAAACAACUUUUUCCUAAGCUUAAGCGCUUUGCCGUCUGCAGAAAUCCUUGUAAGAUCCUUGAAAAAAAAAUGUUUUUUUAUAACUAGAGGCAGGAUAUAGAGCUCCUAGGAUUCCGAUAUCUGGAAUGAUACAACAAAUACAAAUACCUUCAGUUUAAGACAAAACUAUAUUAGAACGUUUCAACACUGGCAAUGUGCAAGAGAGAGAGAGAAACACACAGCGAAAAAGAUAGAGAUAGCAUAACUAAUUUAUGCUUUUGGGCUAUAUAUCCUGCCUUCCAGACUGGAAAUUAUUCAUCUUUAUUACCGAUAUUAAUUACUGUAGAGCAGGAAAUAUUUUACAAUUCUUAAACCUUACCAAAAACCAAAACCAAAUCCAAAAAAAAAGGCUAACAAAACUAUUAAACUUGACAAUUUCUAAUGUUAUCGAAAUCAAAGUUAUAACAAGAAUGUAACAAGAAAUGAGAAAACUUUAACAAAAUACGACAACUUAUUGAUAAAAUGUUAAACGAUAAUUUCGCAGAAGAGGCAAAUCGAAAAUUCAAAAUCAUGUACGCAUACCUUAAUAUAAUAAUAAUAAUAUUAAUUCUAAUACCAGAAAAAUUUUAACAAAAAUAUACAAAUAUUUUCACAAUAGCUUAAAAUAA
This is a messenger RNA of Drosophila santomea, 4175 nucleotides long. RefSeq lists its product as uncharacterized. Lineage: Eukaryota; Metazoa; Arthropoda; Insecta; Diptera; Drosophilidae. The coding region runs from base 365 to 1078 and encodes 237 amino acids. The record is from RefSeq and is a predicted model, not a curated record. Gene Ontology annotation, cellular component: membrane. The transcript has 6 exons.